AUGAACCCCUUCCUGGGGACGAGCGCUUCGUCCACAGAGACCUCGACUACCUCAUCUCUUUCCCUCUCGCCCCAGAUGCAGCCUCGGUGGAUUACGUCAAUAUCUGUGCCUCCACCACUGUCUGGUCUCUUGCUCCCGCCGCCCGCAUUCACGCGCGGCCCGCCGACUCUCAGCUAUCCACACGACCGACCGCCUCUCCCGCCUCUGCUCUUCGCUCCCCACCAGACCACCGCCCCGACGCACCUUACACACGAAUCUCUCAUGGCCACCGCAGCCGCGCAUCUCUACUCGCACGCCCACCGCCACUCCGACCACUUUGACCACCAGUCGCCACCGCCGCCGCAGCUCCCAUUCGCUACUCUUACGGCCUGCCCGCAGCCUCAGCCACCAACCAAUUCACCCACAGCGGGCGCAGCACCGCCACCGCCACGCCCACAAGAAGCUUCCGCCCCCCAACACAAGGUGAUGCUGCAGAUCGGGGUGCAACCACAGAACCGAACGGUGUACCAGCGCCUGCUGAAGCCCUACCCCUCGGUCUACCUCAUCGUCCCGCCACUUCCUUCUGGCCCAGAAGCCACCGCUUUCUCGGGCGGUGAGUCGGGAGAAGCCCUGCGCCAGCUCCACUGGGCCCUGCGCGACGGCGAGGGCGUCUUCGUCGAGGCCAGCGUCGUGCGUAACGACAACGGCGACACCCUCGACCGCUCCAUCGACGGAGUCACCUCCGUGCGUCUCGAGAAGAGCGAUUGGCAUUCGGGGGUGUACACGGCGACCUUCAAGAAGCUCAAGCUGCUGACCACCUCCCAGCAGCGCUCCGGCACCAAGUUCUCCCUCUGCUUCCGGCUCACCUGCAGCGAGCUGGCCCUGGGCUCGCUGGCGGACCUCUCCGUGACCUCGUCGCCCAUCGAGGUCUUCUCGCACUCGCUCUACCUCUCGCAGGCCGAGGAAGAUGGAGGUGCCAAGAGAGAGCAGUCGUCGCCGAAGAACGCCAUAGCGAGGAAGUACGGCAACAACUGCGCGGGGCUACAGCUCAAGAUCAUGGAAAUGAUCCACGGGUUCAGAGAGCUCGGUGGAUCGGAGCAGGCGAUGCACGAGAGCGUGUCGGCGAUGUUCUCGCCCCACGGGGACUCGGCGCUGACCCUGUUCAACUCCAUAGCCGCCCCGACAUCGCCCAGCGCCCAAGCAGCCGCUGCGCCGCCAGUCUCCAGCGAACCCACGCCCACUCCACCCGUUUCGUCGCUGCAGCACCUCCUCAACCCCACACCCACCCACCCGCACCCGCACUCGCACCACCAGCAACACGACCAGUUGGUCAACGCGUGGAUGGUCCACACAGCCCUCGCCACCGCUUCGGGCCGUUCUCCGCCCUCGUCAGGGGAGCUCAGACACCAGUCCAUCGACGAGGGUCACCGCUCCAAGCGGGCGCGGCGACGAAGCCACGCCGCCGGCUCGCCGGAGGCCACUGCGUCGGACUCGGCGGCGUCGUGUCCGCCACGGGCCAGUCGCCUGCCCAGCAUCGCGUCGCUGCUCGACGACACGCGACCCAUCACUAACCUGCCUGGAGGGGCUGGGAAGACGCACUUCAACCGAGUCCAAGACCACCAAGGGCGAUCAUUAGAAGAGGAGGGCGAAGAAGAAGAAGAGGGGGAGGAGGAACAGAAGGACAGGACUGCACAUCAUCGACGCAGACGACGACGGCACAACAACAAUGCGGGCCACGCCAAGCGAAACUGCGAUCGAUCGUAA
Acanthamoeba castellanii str. Neff is the source of this 1743-nucleotide messenger RNA. RefSeq lists its product as uncharacterized. The record is from RefSeq and is a predicted model, not a curated record. Lineage: Eukaryota; Discosea; Longamoebia; Acanthamoebidae. Bases 1 to 1743 code for a protein of 580 amino acids. The transcript is spliced from 6 exons.